This is a messenger RNA of Cololabis saira (Pacific saury), 1168 nucleotides long. RefSeq names its product eukaryotic translation initiation factor 4E-binding protein 1-like. Gene Ontology annotation, biological process: negative regulation of translational initiation. The transcript is spliced from 3 exons. Gene Ontology annotation, cellular component: cytoplasm. Lineage: Eukaryota; Metazoa; Chordata; Actinopteri; Beloniformes; Belonidae. Bases 312 to 668 code for a protein of 118 amino acids. The record is from RefSeq and is a predicted model, not a curated record. Gene Ontology annotation, molecular function: eukaryotic initiation factor 4E binding.
CCCUGCAGCCCGUCUGUCUGUCUGUGUGUGUGUUGUUUUGUGAAUGUGGGAGCGGAGGAACAUGUGCUGAGGUGUACUUUGCAAAGAUUUUCGACACUUUUUGUUUAUGAGAGCGCGUGUGGUAAUGGGACAAAUUUAAAUACAAGUUUGCACUCAUGAAAAAGUAUUUAUUUUUUAUUUAUCAGCAAGUAGCCGUUCUGUUGAGGCAAAGCAGUGUCUGACACUCUUGCUUUUGUCCUGUCAAAGCAAGACUUUCUGCCUGUUUCACCCUGUUUGGUUUUAGCAAGUUUGAUCUUAUUAGUCGAGAGAAGAUGUCUACUGACUGCCAGAAGACAACUGCCAAGGCCAUCCCGUCCACGAGGAGGGUGACCAUCAGCGACGCGGAUCACAUGCCCCAAGAUUACUCCACUACUCCCGGGGGGACCCUCUUCAGCACCACGCCAGGGGGUACUCGGAUCAUUUACGACCGAAAGUUCCUGCUGGGGUGUCGUACUUCUCCGGUGGCCAGGACUCCUCCUCGAGGUCUGCCAAGCAUUCCAGGGGUGACCAGUCCACCAUCCAAAGAGCCCAAAGAGAAGAAGAUCAAUGGAGAAGUAGUGAACAACAACACCACUGUGGCUGAUGGGAGCGGUGCUGGUGAUGACGCACAGUUUGAAAUGGACAUCUAGAUGGAGAUGACCAAGUAUUACGAUGCUGUGAAAAGAGUCUAAUACUUUCCAUCGUAAUUCUUCAGAAUUUUGUUUUUGCAAAAUUUGUUUUGAUCUUUCUGAUUUGGUUAUUUUUCCAGAACAAAGAUGACACUUUUUUUUUUUUUUUUUUUUUUUGCUCUUAAGACUUAAAUCUUAUUUACUUAAUACAAAGUGUGCCUUCCUGUCCUGGCUCCGAGUUUAAAAUCAAUGCUGAGAAGCCCUUCACACUAAAUGCCUCAUCAACUGGCAGCAAGAGGUCUUUAAUAAAAUGAAGUAACCAUUCCAGAAAGGUUUGCCACCUCUCUUCAGAUACUGCCUUCAGGUGUUGAAGAUGCUGUAUCAUUUGUACUGUUAAAACAUUCUCCACCUCAAGUGUUCAACAAAUAAUGUCAGCUACAUUUUUCUGAUGACAUUUUGAAGCAGUUUUUAGACGGUUUCUACGGUGACAAGAAGCAUUAAAGCAAACACCAGAAAAGCAA